Molecule: messenger RNA, 375 nt
Organism: Histoplasma mississippiense
Lineage: Eukaryota; Fungi; Ascomycota; Eurotiomycetes; Onygenales; Ajellomycetaceae
Exons: 2
Coding region: 1-375 (124 amino acids)
Source: RefSeq, a predicted model, not a curated record
AUGAACCCAUCAACCCGUUGGAAGUCGAACACGCUGGACGAUUAUAUCAGAAGACGCUGGACCCAAACCCGUUGGACGUCAAACCCGUCCAAGGAGCCCAUUUACCCAUUGGACCCGAACCCGUUGGAUGAACCCAUCAACCCGUUGGACGUCGAACCCGUUGGACCCAACCCGUUGGACGUCAAACCCGUUGGACGUCAAACCCGUUGGACGUCAAACCCGUUGGACGUCAAACCCGUUGGACGUCAAACCCGUCCCAGGAGCGCAUUAACCCGUUGGACGUCAAACCCGUCCCAGGAGCGCAUUAACCCGUUGGAAGUCGAACACGCUGGACCCAACCCGUUGGACGUCAAACCCGUCCAAGGAGCGCAUUAG